Molecule: messenger RNA, 1674 nt
Organism: Diaporthe amygdali
Lineage: Eukaryota; Fungi; Ascomycota; Sordariomycetes; Diaporthales; Diaporthaceae
Product: glycoside hydrolase family 16 protein
Exons: 3
Coding region: 1-1674 (557 amino acids)
Biological process (GO): glucan catabolic process
Molecular function (GO): hydrolase activity, hydrolyzing O-glycosyl compounds
Source: RefSeq, a predicted model, not a curated record
AUGCCACGACCCCCAUCCUCCUUCUACAGCCAAGAUGAGGUGAAAACCAACAAUCUGGGUUACAAACCAUUCGAAUAUUGGAAAGGACCCAAGCCAGUAGCUUGGCCAUCAAUCCGCCAGCCCAACAAUCACGCCCGAAAGCACUCAAGCUCGCGGACCACGGGCCGGAUCGGCAGCGUUAAACCGCAGCCCGGCGGCGCAGUCAACUCGCUAAGGGAGUUCGAGCCAAUCCAGCCGUCGAAGCUCUACUCGGCGCAGCAAUUCGUGGCAACCCUGCAGGCCGCGAAGCUCGCCGAUACGAAACACGACAGCCACACCCACGUGGAGUACGUGGGCAGCAGGGGUGACAUCGGGCAAUUCCGUUCUUCGGGCGAUAUCAAGUCAGGCAGCCCAUGGGGUGCUGACGACGACAAAGGAAAGCUCAAAUUGGCUGUAAUUCAGGAAUCAACAAAAGGCUGGUCUGACACGCAUCACGGUGACUACAAGACCGCUGGUGUGAAAAUCUCCCAGAAGGAACUCACCCGGAGUUAUUCCACACGGUCCAGUCCUCCCGAUUACGCAGACCUCCCGCCGUUGAAUAUGAAGAAAGGCGCGGGGAACCUCCCGCAGAGGUACUAUGGCGAUGAGCGCGGCGACAAGUGGUGGGAUUUCAAGACCUGGCGCAGGAGGACAUGGGCCAUUAUCGUCUCGAUCGUGGUGGUCAUCAUUGUCGUCGUGGUCAUCGUCGUGACCAUGCUGCAGAAGAACAAUGCCUAUCCCAACUAUAAGAGGCUGUCCUAUUCGCUCUCAGAUGAGUACUCAGGUUCAGAUUUCUUUGACAACUUCGACUACUACACGGGCUACGACCCGACCAACGGCUUCGUGCACUACGUGCCGCGCGAGCAAGCCGAGUCGCUCAACCUCACCUACGCCAGCACGUCCUCGGCCGUGCUGCGGGUGGACACGUCCGUGGGGCCGACGUCGUCGCCGGACGCCUCCACGGGGCGGUUCAGCGUGCGGGCGACAUCCAAGCGGCAGUACAACACGGGCAACGGCGGGCUCUACCUGUUCGACAUCAAGCACACGCCCUACGGCUGCGGCACGUGGCCGGCGCUGUGGCUGACGGACCCCAACAACUGGCCCGACAACGGCGAGAUCGACGUGAUGGAGGCGACGAACCUGGCCGACGACGGCAACGCCAUGACGCUGCACACGUCGUCGGGCUGCAGCAUGAACCACAAGCGCAAGAUGACGGGCACGUCGACGCACGCCAACUGCGACUCCAGCGGCACGAGCAACACCGGCUGCGGCGUGGACGGCUCCGAUUCGACGUACGGCGAGGAGUUCAAUGCCAACGGUGGCGGCAUCAUGGCCCUCGAGUGGAGGAGCGCAGGCAUCCGCAUGUGGCAGUUUGCGAGGAGCAGUAUUCCAUCCGAUAUCACGAGCGGCUCCCCCGACCCCAGCACAUGGGGCACCGCGCUCGCGGAUUUCCCGGACACGGGGUGUAAUAUUGGCAACCACUUCAAGAACCAGUCCAUCAUCAUGAACAUUGAUCUCUGUGGUGAUCUUGCCGGCGACCUGUAUUCUGGUACCAGCUGCCCGUCAAACUGCACUGAUUACGUGGCCAACUACCCGGAGGAGUUCACUAAUGCAUACUGGGAGGUGGGGACUUUCCAGGUUUAUACAGCGUCCUGA